AUGAAUCACCAUCGUUUGUUAAGCACCACAUCAUGCCCUCUAUCAAAAAAUGUCACCGCAAAAUUGAAUUCCAUGAAGCAUAAGACUUUUUUUGUUUGCGAGGCUCAGCGUCAUUUUAAGCCCUCGUUCACGAUUUCCCAAUUGCAGAACAUCCGCUCAGUCACGUCUGAAACCAGCACGCCCAAUUUAACACAGUCACCGUUACACUCAAACUCUUCGUCUCCACAUUUUUCAUCGCAACUGAAAUCAACACCCGUACCGACACCGCCGACACCACCAACGCCGAUUCCUGCACGCAUUCUUCAGAGAGCACUUUCUUUUGUUCCAGCGCAUGGAUGGACAGUAGAAACACUAUCUAAGGCUGCUGUUGCUGAGGGAUACCUGUCCGUGACCCACGGACUAUUUUCGCGUGGUGGAGUGGACUUGAUUGAUUAUUUCCUGGAAGAUUGUCGGAGAAAGAUGAUAGAUGAAUUGAGUGGGAAAAUGGAUGGAUUGAAGACUCACGAGAAGGUCAAGAUGGCUUGCGUUGUGCGGUUAAACUUGAUGAGGCCUUACAUAAAGAGAUGGCCUGAGGCUCUUACUAUAAUGGCUCACCCAAGCAAUGUGCCAAUGUCUGUUGGACACCUUGCACAGCUUGUAGAUGAUAUCUGGUACUUGGCUGGUGACAAGAGUGCGGAUAUGAAUUGGUAUUCUAAGAGAACAGAAUUGGCGUUAAUAUAUGCUUCAACAGAGCUAUAUAUGACACAGGACAAGUCCCCAGACUUUGAAGCCACAUUUAAGUUUUUGGACAAUAGACUAACUGAUGUCAUGAGACUAGGAAAAGCCAUUAGUGAAAUUGGCACCUUCAUAGAUUUUGCCACCAAAUCCGCUAUUGGAAUAUUAGCAUCGAAAGGGUUGAAAUUUCCAGGAAAUUGA
Molecule: messenger RNA, 915 nt
Organism: Paraglomus occultum
Lineage: Eukaryota; Fungi; Glomeromycota; Glomeromycetes; Paraglomerales; Paraglomeraceae
Source: the annotation of a GenBank genome assembly